GCUGUGCUCUCUAGCUCUCUCCUCAUCUCUUGAGGCGCAGGAGCAGUAAAGCACUCCAUCUUUAUCCCAAGCCUAGGGAGAACCAGCCGAGACAUUUGAUGGGUAGGCUUUUUAUUUGUAUUUUUAAAGGGCCAGAAGCAAAUUGGAGGGAGUUGAAAUAUACUAUUUCAGCCACCAUGGACUUUCAAGGAAUCAUUUGAUACUCGAAAGAUGGAAAAACGUUUUUUUAGGCUAUAAGAUUGGAAUCUCAAAAGCUCCUGUCUUUGCAAAGCAACCUUCUGCUCAGUAUUCUUUCACUGGCCUGUCUCUGCCUCGUCCCUAGCUGGAGACGUUUCACAUAGAAAAUACGCUCAACGCUCCCCAGUUACGAUAAAAACUUCGACAUUUCAAUUCGGGACAUACUUUUUUCGUACAGUGGAUAUCGUUAAAGGCAUGUGAAUGUUUUGGAGUUUGUGUUAUAUUACGGGUAUUUUAUUUACAAUUCAUUUUCGGUAACGUUAGCUACUUACUAGCAUUAGCAUUCUGCUAGUUAGCUAGCUUAGCUAAGUUGGUUACCUAGCCUGCCAUCGAAAAAUCAUGUUUGGCUAGCUGUCUACUAGCUAACGUUAGAUAGCUAUCAUUAUCGGUGGGCUAAAUAAGGCCCGCUAGAGGUUGUUUUUCUUCGUUAAAAACACCGUCUUAUAUGACUUUGUAACGUUAGACCGAAGAGUUAGCUAACUGUUAGUGAGCUAAUAUCAGGUGACUAGAUAUCACCCACCUACCAGUAAACAUGUUGAUUUUUUUGUAGCUAGCGUUAGCUAGCUAGGUUAAGUAACGUUGGAUAUCAGCUGAUAUGCUAGUUUAGUAGCUAGUUAUGCAGGUAGUUCAGUUGGCAAGGUAACCAACUGUCACUAUCUGGCUAACGUUAGCUAGAUAAAAACUCUGUAUGUCCCCAAAGCUAGCUAACGUUAUCUGGGUAGCUAGCUAACUUGUAAUAAUUUAUAGUAGCUAGACCUUUUUGAUUCUGCAGACGAAAAGGAGUGCUCUAUGUACAGUAACGUGAUGCAUUGAUCGAGCCAUUUCAACAAGCCAUUUGAUUUGGCAUUUCAGAUUUCUUUGGUGCCAUAAUUUGCCAUCACAGAUCGUGCCAAUUAUUAACAAUCGCCUAGUUUCGCAGCUGUACAGGUGUGUGUCUGUUUUUCCUCAUCUUCGUGUGGUUGUCAGUUUAAUAAGAGUCCGUGAGCUACCUGCUGUCAUUUCUCAAAAUAUAUUGUGAAAUGCAGCACUUGACUCACAGAGAGCUGUGCAAUGCCAUUAUGCCUGCUGUCAUAAAUGGGUCGUUGCUAUUCUGCAACCCAAAAUGGGCCCAGUCUGAUGUGUCAGCCCCAUGACAUUCCAGAGGUUCAGCCAGUAGAUCUUUCACCAAAUCAAAUCCUCACACAGGAGAUUUGUCAUAGAUGUAUUAGCCCUGUCAUAUUCAGUGUUUUUGGCAUGACGAUUUCCAUAAAGACGAUUAGGUAUUCUUUGACAGMGAAUAGAGGUUUUACAUAAUCAACUAUCAUAAGUAAGUAGCCUUGGCUUGUGCAAGUGGGGCGGCUCAUCUCCUGGUUCUGUAUUGUGAGGCAGCUUGAUGUACACGUACACCUCCUGGACAGGACGCUAGUCUAUGGCAGGGCCUUACCCUCAAUCAAUCUCCUUAAUGCUGAGUGCCAAGCAGAGAUGCAUCGGGUCCCUAUCAUAGCUAUAUCAUAUAAUACAGAUCCUUCUCUCUUCCCAUCUGCUUGUUGUGACCCUGGGCGCCUCUCCACCCGUCCGCCCAUACCUUGACUCCAGAUAGAACCUGAUGCUUGUGUUGCCUCUUUAGCUCUCCCCCUCCCUCCAUCCCUACACAGGGACAGUUAUGAGUCAGCACACAAGGGCUUGGAUUAGUAGCCUGUGACAGUAUAGCACUGAGCCUUCUGACAGUCAAGGCCAACACAUGGCCACACAACAAUAGUAAGAUCCUUGGUCUUUAGAAAAUACAUUUACACCCCCGGAGUGCCACUCCUAUAUCUUUGACAGAACUUGUKUGCAAGGAAUUAUUCAGUGGAUCAAACUGAUGUUAAAUCUGCACCYUUAGAUAAUGGUGGYUAGGUCAGGUAGGUCUGAAUUGGACAUAACAUGAAUGUAGGCUACAACCACUGCACAUACACAAACCUUUCAGUUUGUUGUUGCAGGUAGUUUUGUGUAAAUGUUGGUUGAUGUCAUGCAACAAUGUUUUCUAAUACUUUUCUUUAUUUUUCCCAAUCAGGAACCAUGGGAAUCCCUCAAAUAACCUACCCCAGAAGGAACCCCUAGCAUGUCUUCAUGAGCCACUCCUGGUUCCAUCUGUUGCCCCAGUCUCUCUSAAUCGGAUUCAGUGUCUAUGGCUCUGAAUGACCGAGACAAAUAUGGAAAUCUCGUUGGUAUUCAGUAGUAAAACUAUGAAGGGUCUCAAAGGUUAGGAUUCAGUGAGCUUGCCUCACAUCACACUGGCACCCAGCCCAUACUUCAUCCAACUUUGAGAGUGAAAUUGUAGUGCACUGCAAAGUCCUCUUUAUUGGAAGGCAAAGAUGCCAUGUACUCUGAAGUCUCUGGUUGAUGUGUGAUAUGCUUUAAGGUGUUGUGUACUAAACCAACUAGAACAAUGAAUGGAGGAAAGGACUGUAAGGGAGGGGUCUCAGAGGGGGUGGGGCAUACAGCCCCUGUCCAGGUCCCUAUUGGCUGGCAUCGCAAGGUGGAUCCAACUAAUGGAGUCCUCUACAUCAGUCCCAGUUGCUCGGUGCUGUCCUGUCUAGACCAGGUGAAGAGCUACCUGCUCACAGACGGGACCUGCAAGUGUGGCCUGGAGUGCCCACUCAUCCUCCCAAAGGUGUUUAACUUUGAUCCGGGAGCUGCCAUUAAACAGAGGACGGCUGAGGACGUGAGGGGAGAAGACGUCACCAAGCUGUGUAUCCAUAAGAGAAAGCUGCUGGCUGUGGCCACUCUACACAAAACUAUGGCGCUGCCACACCCUGCUCUGACUCUUACCAGUCCUGGUGGAGGUACAAGUUCAACAUCAAUGGUCCCGUCACAUUCCACGAAUCCCCGAGCAAUACGGAAUAAAUCUCACCAGUCACUGCUACCCAACUCUGUGGUUCCGAACUGCAAGAACCCUUUCAAAAUGAUGAUGGCGGCUGCAGCAGGUCACCGGCACUUUCCCCAAGAGCUAGGAGAUCCACCCCAGCAGCUAGAGCUUUACCCUGGUUAUCCCAACAGACAGCAGAGACUGAGCAGUGAGCCUGGGCCCAGGUCUUCGUACUGCUCUGGCUAUGGUAGCAUGCUGAGUCCAGGGGGCCACGGCUCCCAGCUCUAUGGGCCCAGGGACGGGUCACCACUCUCCCCUAGCCUCAGGUCUGAUCCUCUGGGGAGCCCAGAUGGGUUUAGAAACAACCUAUGUGGCUUCCCUGGAGCCACCAGCUCCAGCCCCAUCCACGGGGCCAACAGAACGCCUCUCUCCCCACCAGGGAUGCUCCUCCACGGUUCUCCGGCUGGGACCCAGACGUCCUGRGCUAUGGCAGGAAGGAAUAGCACACCCCUCUCCCCUACCGCCACUGCCAAAAGCCCAGUCAUGAUGAAGAAGCCUGUGUGUAACUUCCCCAGAUCCCCCAGUAUGGAUAUUUCCAUACGAGCACCGUUUCACCUCAAUACACAGCCCAGCGCCCCACACCCUGGCCCCCCGUCUGCCAUACCUCCCUCCUGCACCCUCCAGAAAAAGCAGAUGACCUCUGAAAAGGACCCGUGCAUCCUAGACCCCAUCCCCAGCAAGCCUAGCAUCACUAUCAGCCAGACAAACUCCAAAACAAACUCCAACUUCCAACCUAGUGUCCACUCCUCUCAGGUACCAAUGAUGAAUGUAAACAUGAACAACCCCUCCUCCCGCCAUCGUCCCUUGCCAAGCAACCUCCCUCUCCCCACUGUCAACCCAGCCCAGGGCCACAGCCACGGAGGUCACAUGCAGAGGACUCAACAUCAGACCUCCAUAACCACCUCCAUGUCCCCCUCCCCUCACUCCCCAGUCCACAUGUCAGGCCCUGUCCUGGGCAGCAGGAUGGAGGCCUCUCCCCAGCGCUCCCGCUCCUCCUCCACCUCCUCGGACCACGGGAGCUUUGCUUUGCCCUCAGGCCCCAGUCAGGGUCCGUGUGGCGGGAUGAAAGUUCCUCCUCGCUCCCCCGGCCCCCCAUGCCCAAACAUGCCCUCCAGCCCCUCCUCUGCCAAGCCUGACUCACACCCACUCCACCAGUACAAAGACCUACCAGUCAGCUGCUGGUUGAGAUGAGUAACCAGAACGCUAUCAACCCCAGCACAACAACCCCGGCAUGUACCCCCUGCCACCUCUCUGAAGGGACAGAACCACCCAGGUCUGUUAGGGAUGCCCCUGAACCAGAUCGUGAACCAGCAGAAUGCUGCCUCCUUCCCCGCCAAGCUACUGUCAGCAGCAGCCAAAGCACAGCUAGCAAAUCAAAACAAACAUGGUGACAACAGCAGUGAGACUGGCAGUAGAGGUGGAGGCCCAGGUAGGGUUGAUGGUAAUGGUGGUAGUAGUGGAGUUGGGCAUCCCAGCUGCAUAGAGAGGCCCAGUAGCAGCACUUUAAACCCCAUGCUUCCCCCUAACCACCAUGCCCUCCAUUGCGGAAGCAGCAGCAGCAGGGGGCCAGAGCGGUCGGGCUGCCCUCCGGGACAAGCUCAUGGCCCAGCAGAGAGACAGAGGAGACCCCCUGCUCCCAGCAAGAACCUACUGGCCCAACAGAGGAUGCUAGGCCAAGGGGAGGGUCAAGGUAUGUACUGCCGGAGUAUGGACUCUGGAGUCCCUCAUUACUCAAGCCCUCGGUUCCCAGGGUUGAUGAACCAGAUCCAGGCCAAUUCGUUGGUGAACUGUGGCCCUCUGGGGCCCGGUGGACAACCUAGUGAACUGCAGCAUGGCCAGCCUCCAGCCCCACGUCAUCAACAGCUCAAGCAGUGGUGGUGGUACCCAGGUGUUCCAGCAGCAUCAUGCCCAGCAGCAGCAGCUUCAUCAGGGCAUUCAGCGGGCCAUGCAGGGCCUCCCUCCUGGCUACAGGGCUCACAGCAACCUGGCUUCCCUGAAACAACAACUCCUCCAACUCCCACCCUAUGGCCUGCCUGUUCCAGAACUUCCAGGGGUGUUUGCCAGACAAACGACAUUUCAGUCCCUCACUCACAGAUGAUCUCUCAGUCCGGUAUGACAUCACUUCCUGAGUCUCAGGGGAUGCUGUCACACACCCAGUUUGGUGUCAGCCAACGGGGGAUGCAGCAGACGCAGGGGAGGGGGCUUCCCCCAGGGAUGCACGGCUCUGAUAGGCUACCCAGCGGAGGGGUGGAGUCUGUAGACGCCAUCUACAGGGCUGUGGUGGAUGCUGCCAGUAAAGGAAUGCAUGUAGUCAUCACCACCACGGUUAGUGGCACUACCCAGUCCAGCCCUGUACCCACUCUCAGCACCAUGACUGCCUUCACUAACUCCGUAGGGGAGCCGGUCAGCAUCAACCACAACCUCKCUCACAGCCAUGCUGCAGUCAGCCAUAGUGGCCAGCGGGUAGCGCACCAGGAGGGGGAGCAGACACCGACCCUGAGCCAACAGCCCAGACCCAGGCAGGUCAGAGCAGGACYGCCRCGGAAGAACUCUGGUCAGGGGAAGAGUACUGUUAGCAUCCCCGAGGGUCAGGGAGCACUUCCAGAGGCCUCCCACCAGGACUACUUCAGAUCCCCAGGCCAUGGCACCCCCAGGGGGCAGUGGGAAGGCGAGACUGGGUACCCUGGAAGUCUGGACAGAGGUCACACGGCAUGGGGUGGUGAGGAAUUCCUAGAGUGCUCCACUCAUGUCCGCAGCAGCCCCUGUAUGGAGAGACCUGGGAGUCUAGCUCCUGCACCCUCCUGUCCAGCCGACAGCGCCCCCCACGAAGGUCACCACCACUCUCUCCCCGUCCCCUCAGACAAGGCCUUCCUGGAGGAUGGAUUCAACCGCUUCAACAACUGCAACCGGACGGCCGUGAACAUCGUUAACUACAAAGAGAGGUUGGAUCAGACMGUAGAGAGAUGCGCCCAUAUGAACGGAGGUGGCGUCGGACCCCCCCAGGUCCAGUUCUCUCUACGGGGGUACGGUGUGUCUGACCCCCUCGGCCCCCCCAGACAGGGGGACCUAACCGGGGACGACCAGUCUCCCAGCUCCUCCACCAGCCUGGAGGGUCCGUUGGUUAAAGAGUACGUGGGCCACUACAACGGUCACUUCAACGGAGGCUGUGCCCCCAGCCCGUCUGACACCAAGUCCCUGAGCAGCGAGGAGGACCUGAGGCAGCCYGACAGCCCCUCGUCAGAGAUGCUCCACUAUAGACCCAGGACGUUUAACAUGGGGGAUCUGGUCUGGGGACAGGGCUUUAAAGGGUUCCCAUCCUGGCCUGGUAAACUGUCAGGGGAGGAGGCGGGGCACAACCAUCACCACCAUGGCCGCCUGCAGCUCAGAGAGGACAGCAAGGUGGAGCCAGAGUAAGCUGAAACACUAAUACACAUGACCUAGAGG
Molecule: messenger RNA, 6568 nt
Organism: Salvelinus sp. IW2-2015
Lineage: Eukaryota; Metazoa; Chordata; Actinopteri; Salmoniformes; Salmonidae
Source: RefSeq, a predicted model, not a curated record